AAGAUAAGUAUAUAGAUAUAUAUACACCUCGAAAUCUACCAUUCCUAUGAAUACCGCCUUUGUAUUCUGGACGAAUAUAAAAAUAGGGUCCGCGCACACGAGGCCUGAAUUAUUUCUUCCGCAAAGCUGAGUGAGAAGCACCCGACCAAUGGACAUCCCGUUCACUUAUUUACCGUGGCCCCAAGCAAACUGAUCGUGGAACAUGUAUUGAAUUUUUCAUACGGACCGCCUCGUCUUUUUUUCCGUUGCUCGGGUUCUUUUUAAAAAUUCCUGCGAGAGACCGGUAGCCUCGAUUCUUUCCUGAAAGAUUGAACGGCCGUUUCGCAUCUACGAACGAAAGUGUUCUGUGCCCAAAAUGCGCGUCGUGACACUCGUAUUGCUAUCAAUUUCGCUAUUCUGCACUUUCCAGCACAGCCGCGGAUACAACAUUCUAGGCAUUUGCCCGAGCGCAAGUUACAGCCACCAACAAUCUUUUCAAGCAUUGAUGAAAGCACUGGCAUCUCGUGGUCAUAAAGUUACCGUUUUAUCAACAGUUCCUUUAAAGAAUCCUCCACCGAAUUAUGAAAAUGUUGACUUGUCAUUUUCGUAUGUAAGCAUGGAUUGCACAGGAUUAAGACACAUGGGAGCCUAUGCGUUUCUACAUCAAAAUUUGUUGGGAGCUGAAUACAUGUGCAAACGUCAAUUAUUUAGUCCCCCCAUUAAAGAACUCAUAACGAGCAACAAGACAUUCGACGCAAUCAUUAUAGAGCAGUUGUGGUACCAAUGUUACUACGCCCUCGUGAAACACUACAACUUCCCCGUGCUGAUUGGAUUUUUGAGCGUGGGCAACUUGCCCUACGUAAUGGAUUCCGUAGGAAAUCCAGAUGACCCUAAUUUUAAUCCAGACAUGACGUAUCCAUUCACGGACAGAAUGACAAUCAACGAGCGUAUAAUGAACAUCCUUUAUACAACGUACACAAGAUUGUAUUAUCGAUACUGGCAUCUACCAAAGGCUCAACGCAUGGCUAACGAACUGACACCCGGCACAUCCGUUUACGACAUUGAUAAAAAUUUCAGUCUGGUGAUUCUGGGCAACAAUCACGUGUUCGGUUACCCGAAGCCACUGCUGCCGCACGUUAUCGAAGUGCACAGCUUGCAUAUUUCGGAAAAUCCCGGCCCUUUGCCCGAGGAUAUUCGCGAAUUCCUAGACAACGCUGAGGACGGUGCUAUUUAUUUCUCUCUGGGCUCAAAUCUGCAAACUGACCAACUACCCGCUGGACCUUUGACCGCAUUGUGCAACGCCCUAGGCUCGCUCAAGCAAAGAGUUCUAUGGAAACAUGACGGUAACAUGGCUAUUCAUCCGACCAACAUCAAAUUUGUGAAGUGGGUGCCUCAACAAGCGGUCCUCGCGCAUCCCAAGGUGAUGGCGUACAUGAUGCAGGGCGGAUUGCAGUCGUUACAAGAGGCGGUGCUCUACGCCGUGCCGGUAGUCGCGAUUCCCUUUUUUGGGGAUCAGUAUUUCAACGCACGUAAAAUCCUAGACGCCGGUAUCGGACUGACACUGAACAUCGACACCAUAACCGAAAACUCCGUCGUGCAAACGCUCACGGAGAUCAUCGAAAAUAAAACAUAUCUGAACAAUAUCAAAACGAUGUCGGCGAUCGUGCGGGACGAAUUGGUGAAACCUAUAGACAGGGCGGUGUGGCAUGUGGAACACGUAUUGAAAUUUCCAAACUCGAGACAUUUACGGUAUCACGGGCACGAUAUGUCACGGAUACAUUAUUAUGCACCGUAUCUGUGCCUGGCUACAUGUCUCGCUUUAUUAUUAUACAUCAGUUACGUGUUGUACGGCAGAACCGCCGGUGUUUUUGUAAAAAUCAGACGCGCGAGUGAUUUAAAACGAUGGAUAAGUAACUUGAAACGGAAGCUCGAUUAAUGUGAAUUUAUGAUGCGAGGCAACGAAGUAAAAGUUGAUGAUAAUGCAAAAAUUUUAGAGAGUAUAUUGCAGAUACCAGGGAGACACUUUUUUUACUUAUACCUUUGUGCCGUGCAUUAUUGCAUUUUUCAUGCAUUCAAAACGGUUAUUCGAACAUUUGAAAAAUGUUGAGUGAUAUUCAAAUCUGGAAAUUCGUACGUAUUACACCGCUCAUGUAAUUGGAAGAGUAAAUUAGACGCGAGUGAAAAGUCAAUAGAAGAAAUAGUAUCCCGAUUGAAUUUCACUUUUCUAUCAUUCGUUACAUUUUCGAUCAACAAUAAGUGAUUGCGUAAAGUUCCAAAUUUAUCAACGAAAGCUAUGCUUUCGAACGUUAUCCAUAAAAGAUAAUUUAGAAAAACGGGAAGCUGUAAUCUCACCCGCUUGUAUCUUACAUACCGACGCCUGGUUCUUUGAUACGUUAUUAUCUUAUAUUGUAUUUUCAAGCGGAAAAAUCUGUCUAUUUGAUAUUACGAUAUAACACAAAGAAAUAACGGAUAUAUGUGUUUAUGCAGCGAGAAAUAAAACUCUCGAUUACUAAUUCUUCGUUUCUUUCUACAUUACGGUUUAUGUAUAAAAUAAACAGAAGAGUGACAACUAAACUGACACAGUUUUUAGAUUUGGGACAGAAAAGAAUCGAAGCCCGAUAACGAAAUAUUUUAAUUGAGCCACAUACAACUCGCUGCAUAUUGUCAAAUAGAAGUUGAAAAAAAUUCGUGAAAAUCGUUUCCAAUUUUUCUCGAGAACAGUUUCACAGAGUAACUUGAAAGUUUCACUACGUCUAAGUAAUAGAGGAACAAAGUUAUCCAUGUUUUUCCUAAUUUCAAAAAAAGUUACAGUAUUUUAUUUACCACGCAAAAUCUGUAAUGGAAAAAAGUAAGGAACUAAUAUUUCAGUGAAACUAAUCAUAAAACGAAGAGAACCAGUCUACAGCCACGGUGAAAACAUACAUUUUGUGUGAUACUUCGGGUAUUCAUUUUAUUAAAAAAUACCUGAGAAAAAUUGGCAACUUUAUUAUGUAGAUAAAUUGUUAGUGAUUUUGAGGAAAAUUUGAUAUACUCAUAAUGAAGUUUGUAUUUGUAUAUUCUAAGAUUCGUCUAAUCGUGAAUUUUUUAUCGGCGAAAGGGCCGCAUUGUAUUUUUUUAAGGGAUAUGAGUCACUUUUAAAAAAGAUACGUAUAUUUAUCUCCACAUUCAGCCCAAAUAGCACAGAGAAUCAAAACGAAUUCUCUCUUUCUUUUUCCCUCCCAUUCCCAUUCUAAAAAUAUUCUUAAAAGUUCAAAAAGAAUUUGUUUUUAUGUAACCAAUUCCGAGCUCUUUU
Messenger RNA from Vollenhovia emeryi, 3271 nucleotides. RefSeq names its product UDP-glucuronosyltransferase 2B23-like. NCBI's taxonomy places the organism in Eukaryota, Metazoa, Arthropoda, Insecta, Hymenoptera, Formicidae. Bases 356 to 1915 code for a protein of 519 amino acids. Gene Ontology annotation, molecular function: UDP-glycosyltransferase activity. The record is from RefSeq and is a predicted model, not a curated record. The transcript has 9 exons.